Messenger RNA from Mya arenaria, 1704 nucleotides. RefSeq lists its product as uncharacterized. NCBI's taxonomy places the organism in Eukaryota, Metazoa, Mollusca, Bivalvia, Myida, Myidae. The transcript is spliced from 2 exons. Bases 394 to 1245 code for a protein of 283 amino acids. The record is from RefSeq and is a predicted model, not a curated record.
CACUCACGUGGUAGAAAUUUUAAAGGAUGAAAUGAUUAUAUCAAUGUCGUUGAGAUUCACCCUACACCUACCUCGCGUGUUGAAAAUUAAAAUUUCUCAUAUUUGUUUUUACAUUUCUAUAUGAUCAUUUUCAGGUUGGGGAAAGCCCUCUAUUACAGAGCUUAAUCAAAAAAGGAAAGGUUAUUCCUAAAAAUUAACGAGAGAUGGAUGAAGGCCAAUUAAAACAAAAAUCAUGAAUGACUACGUUUUGCGGCUAAGAAGAGGACAUGAAUUUCUAUCGUAGUCUAUCAACGAGAUCAGUAAUAAGGUCCACAGUAUUAUAUAAGACCUUUGCUCAAGUGGCUAAUAUCACAGUGUCUCCUGAUGUAACGAUUAUUCCUGCAAACCAGAACAAUGAAGGUCCUUUUCCACCUUGGAAUGUGCCUUGCACUAACACUCUCUGUAUCCUAUGGCUAUAAGUACCGUGGUGGAUACGGUGUUGGUGGAUACGGUGGUGGUGGAUACGGUGGCGGUGGAUACGGUGGCGGUCACGGUGGAUACGGUGGCGGUGGAAUAUACGGCGGACACGGUGGAGGAUACGGUGGCGGUGGAUACGGUGGCGGUCACGGUGGAUACGGUGGCGGUGGAAUAUACGGCGGACACGGUGGAGGAUACGGUGGCGGUGGAUACGGUGGCGGUCAAGGUCGAUACGGUGGCGGUAAAAAAUACGGCGGAUACGGUGGUGGUGGAUACGGUGGCGGUGGAUACGGUGGCGGUGGAUACGGUGGCGGUGGAUACGGUGGCGGUGGAUACGGUGGCGGUGGAUACGGUGGCGGUCAUGGUGGAUACGGUGGCGGUGGAAUAUACGGCGGACAUGGUGGAGGAUACGGUGGUGGUGGAUACGGUGGCGGUCACGGUCGAUACGGUGGCGGUAAAAUAUACGGUGGCGGUGGACACGGUGGCGGUCAUGGUGGAUACGGUGGCGGUGGAAUCGGUGGAGGAUACGGUGGCGGUGGAUACGGUGGCGGUGGAUACGGUGGCGGUCGUGGUGGUGGAUACGGUGGGGGUGGGUACGGUGGUGGUGGACACGGUGGCGGUUAUGGUGGAUACGGUGGCGGUGGAGGAUACGGUGGCGGUGGAGGAUACGGUGGCGGUAAAUACGGUGGUGGUGGAAAAAAAGGCGGAAUCGGUGGAGGUUACGGUGGCGGUGGAUACGGUGGCGGUGGACACGGUCACUUUGGACAUGGCGGUGGAAUCAUGGGCUGAUCUUGGAGCGGUUGAGCCAGAUAUUAUGAUGGUUACGGAUCGCAUACGUCAAUGGUAUUGGCUACGGUCGUCAUAAUCAACAUUGUCUUGAAAACAUAUCUGGAGCGUUUAUUUGAUUGUAAUGACGAAAAAUGUAUCUGAUAAUUACAUUGAUCAUCUUGUGUUUGUAAAUCUAAGUAUGAUUAACACUGUUUGUUUACAACUUUGCGUUACUUAAAAAACAUAAAACAUUUUAUUGUUUACAAACGUCCAGUUUUUAAUAAUUGGACUCAUAUAAUUUGUCUUUUUUUCUUUCAUCAUUACUAUAAAAAGUGUGUUUGUUUAUCUUUUUGAUCACAAUUUUUUAAACCAAUUUAAUUUACCAAGUCUCUAGAAAUGAAAUAUACCACACGCUAUGAUGCAUCUUGUAGUUUGCAAUUUUUGCAUCAAAAAUCUGAAUUAUAAGGGAGUUAACUCUUG